Paramecium octaurelia is the source of this 355-nucleotide messenger RNA. NCBI's taxonomy places the organism in Eukaryota, Ciliophora, Oligohymenophorea, Peniculida, Parameciidae. The record is from the annotation of a GenBank genome assembly.
AUGAUGAAUUAUCUUUACUUGGAUGCUUCAAAAUAUUAAAAGAGUCCCUUCCAUUUACAAAGCAAACUUAUAAAAUUCUUAUAUAAAGCUAAGCAAUCAAUAAUUUGUUAAAAUUAAUCUUAAGUUAAAAUUAAAAAAAUCAGCAACGCUUCUUUUGAAUAGAUAACUGGAUUAUUAUAUUCUAAUGUAGAAUUAUUAGAUUAGAGUUUAUCAAAAGAGUGUCUUGACUUAUUGGAUAAACUUCUUCAAUAAAAAAAUCGCAUAUCGAAAAAGGAGAUGUACACUCUAUAUUUUACUUAGGUUCUAUAUUGUAUUUCAUAGUUUUUUGGAGGCACUUUAUUACACUGUUAUUUGA